Physella acuta is the source of this 1708-nucleotide messenger RNA. RefSeq lists its product as uncharacterized. Gene Ontology annotation, biological process: phospholipid metabolic process; arachidonate secretion. The record is from RefSeq and is a predicted model, not a curated record. Lineage: Eukaryota; Metazoa; Mollusca; Gastropoda; Physidae. Gene Ontology annotation, molecular function: A2-type glycerophospholipase activity.
UCUCAGAUGGAUGUUGUAAAGAGGGCGUAACGUUUACGCCACGAACAAUAAAUGUUUAUUUGAGAUAUCACUAGGUCUAUAGUGUAGUCCGCGAAAUGUGCACAGGAUUAGAAGCUAUGGACCUGAUAGUGUUGGUGUUUGUUGUAGCAACGGUUGCCCUUGGUGUUGAUGGGAUUGUUGUGAGCUUCGCGGACGGGAACUCUGCGCUGACCGUUGAUAUCACAGAAACAGGACCGAACAGCACACGGAUUUCGUGUUCCUCCGCCGCGAAAGAAACAAAGCUUCCAGACAUUAAAGAUGGUGCCAUAAUAAUUGAUAGAACGGUGAUGAUGGCAUUGGAAGAGAAAUGCAACGAACAGACGACCACCCCUACGUCUGCAGACGGCAGGAUUCGCCGGGCUAUGGUCGCUCCAGGCACGCACUGGUGCGGCGCGGACAACACUGCUGACCACUACAACGACAUGGGCUACUUUCACGACACUGACGCCUGCUGUCGAGACCACGACCAUUGCGGCUUGUGUAUCUCAUCCGGGGAGACCAAACACAACAUAAGAAACAAUAAAAUCUACACAAUAUGUAGCUGCGAAUGUGACAAAAAGUUCAGCCUUUGUUUAAAAAAUGUUGGCAGCCUCGUUUCGCAGACAGUCGGCUCUCUCUUCUUCAACAUCUUGCAAGUGCCAUGUGUUGAUAUCAAUGCGCGACCACCUGGCCUAUCAUCAUCCUCCUAUUACUCGCAGACGACCAAAGCACCAAGUUUUAUAAGAAAAAUUGCAAGCUGGUUUGCAGACAUUUUUGGAAAAAAAUGAAAUCUAAAUAUCAACACAAAAAAACAUUUCUACAAUUUUCUUAAUCUGGAAAUCCAUAUUUUCCAUAAUCUCAGUUUUUCCUUGUAAUAUAAUUUAUUGUUGGUGCCAAAUUAUUAUAAUGAUUGUAAUGGCAUGAAAUAAAAAUAAAAUCGUUAGAUCUCAACUUGGGACUUUCACCAAACAACAUACUCAAUAAUUCAACACAACAAAAAAAAAAGUUUAAUUAAAAAUUUGAUUAUAUUUGAUUAGGAUGAUAGAGAUUGUACUUUAUGCUUUUGUAAAAUUUUCUUGUAAUAAGCAAUAAUAAAAUAAAAUACACCAGUUGCACACUCUUGCAGACAUAGACAGGAGGACUCCCCAAAAGCUAGACUACAUUUUGUUUAUAUAAUGACCUUGUUCUACUACAAGUAUUCAGUGUGUGAGUAUUCAGAUAUAAAGAUAAACAAAAAUUGCAUAUACCAAAAUAAGAAAAAUAUAACAAAUAAUAAAAUGGCAGCAUAUUUUCAGUAGGAAUAUAAAUAUUGUAAAUUACAUUUUAAAUAUAGAUAAUUUGGAAGUAUAGUAAAAAUACUAAAAUAAUAAAUUCAUGGCAUUCUCUAGGUCCAAAAAUAAAAGAACACAAGCCCACAAGAUAAAAAAUAUUGUUAAAAAUAUAAAUACAUAUUAGUUUAUAAAAAUCUAAAAAAAAAAGAUGGUUUAAAAAUAGUAAGGCAUUAGAUAAAAUUGUAUUCAUCAACUGAUUUCUAAAGAAUAAUUUUAUUUUACCCUAAGUUAAAUUGUAGGUAUAUGAUGUUCUAGAUAAAAUCAUUCAAAUUUAAUGAGUCAACUUUUGACUAUUCAAUUGAAAUUUGAGUAAAUGUUAGGUUAGUCAAUAAAAUAUUUCUACAUUGGAAAAAAAAAAA